GGUCACGGAGGUUAUUUAUUUAUGUAUGCAGUGAAGGGAAGAUGGCGGAGUCUGAAGAGCCAAAAGCGGGUCCUUGCACUUUUCUGUUCAAAAAAUCUACUAAGAAGUUCUCCGGGCGAAAAAGAAAAGCGAGCGACAGCGACAAAGAUGGCAGCAGUGAUGAGGACAAGUGCUCUGUCGUCAGAAGGGGAAAGAAAGACACUCGAGGCAAUCCCAUGAUUCAAAAGUCAAAGAAGGUGGAGAAAGAUAAAGAAUCGUCCAGUGAAAAUGAAGAAGAAAAAGAAACAAAGAAGAUCACUGUUGCAUACAAGUCCACACGGUCAGCAAAACCAGAGGGACCUGAUGACAGGGGUGCAACUGCCACUUAUGAGAUGGACACAGAGAAGGACAAUGACGCUCAGGCGAUCUUUGAGAGGAGUCAGAAAAUCCAGGAGGAGCUAGAAGGUAAAGAAGACGAUAAAAUCUACCGCGGUAUUAACAAUUACCAAAAAUUCAUCAAGCCGAAAGAUACCACCAUGGGCAACGCCUCCUCUGGAAUGGUCAGGAAAGGACCAAUCCGAGCCCCUGACCACCUGAGAGCCACAGUACGGUGGGACUACCAGCCGGACAUCUGCAAAGACUAUAAGGAGACAGGGUUCUGUGGCUUUGGAGACAGCUGCAAGUUCCUCCACGACAGAUCGGACUACAAACAUGGCUGGCAGAUUGAGCGGGAACUGGAAGAGGGCAGAUAUGGAGCAAACGAUGAGGAGAACUACGAAGUGAGCAGUGAUGAUGAAGAUUUGCCCUUUAAGUGCUUCAUCUGCAGGGAGUCCUUCAAAAAUCCCAUCAUCACGAAGUGUAAGCACUACUUCUGUGAGACUUGUGCUCUUAUGCAUUACCGCAAGUCCAAGCGUUGCUAUGUGUGCAACACUCAAACCAAUGGUGUCUUCAACCCUGCUAAGGAGUUGAUGUCCAAGAUGGAGAAACGCAAAGCCGCAGAAGACCAGCCACCAUCAGAUGAGGAGGAUUAGCAGCAUCUGAACCUUUUCAACCCUCCCCUUAUGUGUUUGUCCGUGUACAUUUGGAAUAAAAUAACAUUGCUUCACUGUGUGAUACCAUCAAAUUAAAAAAUCUUUAAAAGCGAACAAA
Gymnodraco acuticeps is the source of this 1128-nucleotide messenger RNA. RefSeq names its product ring finger protein 113A (gene rnf113a). The record is from RefSeq and is a predicted model, not a curated record. Lineage: Eukaryota; Metazoa; Chordata; Actinopteri; Perciformes; Bathydraconidae. Gene Ontology annotation, molecular function: metal ion binding. Bases 42 to 1010 code for a protein of 322 amino acids. Gene Ontology annotation, biological process: snoRNA splicing. Gene Ontology annotation, cellular component: U2-type spliceosomal complex. The transcript has 10 exons.